This is a messenger RNA of Rhodotorula toruloides NP11, 3132 nucleotides long. RefSeq names its product glucose repression mediator protein. The record is from RefSeq and is a predicted model, not a curated record. Gene Ontology annotation, molecular function: RNA polymerase II cis-regulatory region sequence-specific DNA binding; protein binding; chromatin DNA binding. Gene Ontology annotation, biological process: regulation of gene expression. Bases 1 to 3132 code for a protein of 1043 amino acids. The transcript is spliced from 8 exons. Lineage: Eukaryota; Fungi; Basidiomycota; Microbotryomycetes; Sporidiobolales; Sporidiobolaceae.
AUGGCCGCACCAAGCGUGCAGGCAGGCUACUCGGGCGCACACGGCAACCCUCCGCCGCCGCCGCCUCUCACCAUGGCCGGCGGACCUCCACAACAAGGCCCGUCGGUGCUCCAAAUCCUCGCCAUGGGCCAGGAGCGCAACCAUGCUGCAGACGCCAUGGCGCAUCAUCCGCGUAUCGAGUCGCUCGUCAAGCUCGGCAAGGAGGCCGAGGCCACUUGGUUGCAGAUUGGCCAAACCGCCGAAGCAGUAGGCGACCUCGACCGCGCCAUCGCAGCAUACGAAUCCGCCCUGCGCCACAACGCCUACUCCGUCGUCGCACUCUCACAGAUCGCAGCUAUCUGUCGCUCGAGGGAGGAGUUCAAGAAGGCGGCCGAGUACUUUGGGAGGGUCGUUGGGAUCGCACCGGAGAGCGGAGAUGUUUGGGGAGCGUUGGGACACUGCUACCUCAUGAUCGACGACCUCAAGAAGGCGUACAGCUCGUACCAGCAAGCGCUCUACUACAUGCCGAAUCCUCACGAGCCGAAACUGUGGUACGGAAUCGGGAUCUUGUACGACCGCUACGGAAGCCUAGAGCAUGCGGAAGAAGCGUUCUCGAGCGUGAUCCGGAUGGACCCGAACUUUGAGAAGGCGAAUGAGAUCUUCUUCCGGCUCGGGAUCAUCUACAAGCAGCAGCGCAAGUCGGCGCAGAGUCUCGAGUGCUUCCGCUACAUCCUCAACAACCCGCCUCGACCGCUCACCGAAAUCGACAUCUGGUUCCAGAUUGGCCACGUCUACGAGCAGCAGAAAGAUUUCAUCGCGGCGAAGGAGUCGUACGAGCGCGUCUUGCAGGAGAAUCCGGCGCAUGCCAAGGUCCUGCAGCAACUCGGAGGGCUGUAUCAUCGCUCCAGGGCGCCGUUCUAUAACCCCGAGGUGUCGGUGCAGAUCUUGACCAAGUCCCUCGAGUCGGACCCGAACGACCCGUUCUCGUGGUACCUCCUCGGCCGGGCGUACAUGACGACCAACAACUUUGGCAAGGCGUACGAGGCGUACCAGCAAGCCGUCUACCGGGACGGGAAGAACCCCGCGUUCUGGUGCUCGAUCGGCGUCCUCUACUACAACAUCAACCAGUUCCACGACGCCCUCGACGCCUACUCGCGCGCAAUCCGGAUACACCCUUACCUCGGCGAAGUGUGGUUCAACCUCGGCGCGCUGUACGAGGCGUGCAACGACCAGAUGACGGACGCCAUCGACGCGUACCAGCGAACGCUCCAGCUCGACCCGUCCAAUCAGGCUGUCGCGCAGCGCUUGCGCGAGAUUCGCGAACACCAAGCCAGCGGCGCACCGCUCUCGUCGCCGCCGCCGCCGAAGGAUAUCAGCCCGAGCUCGCUCUCGUGGAACUAUGCGACCAACUCGGGUGGCGCGCCGGCGUCGAUUGGACAGGCGGGAUUGGGGCCGGAGGUCAGUCCGCCAUUGCCGACGCAGCCUGGGUCUGCGGCGGGUCCGCCUGGGACGGGCGGGAGAGGUGGGCCUCCUCCGCCGCCGCCGACUGGAGGAUCGGGCUCGCCCUUGAUCAACGGCCACCGCUUCGAGCCGCAGCCGCCCAACACGGCGGGCUCGCGCCCUCGCUCGACAGACCCCUAUCGCCGCACCUCGGGCACGCACCACUCCCCCUCGAACUCGAUCGACCACUCGCCCCGAACUGGUGCGGCUGCUCAUCGUCUCCCGCAGAUCAAGAACUUUGCGGCGGACGGGCGCGGUCCGGCGCCUGUCGCGCAGCGGACGGGUUCGCCACCUUCUCCUCGCACGCGUACGACCGAAGGUGGGAACUCGCAUGUUCCGCCUCCGCCUCCAGGCGGCUAUCCCUUCCCUUCGCACCUUGCUGCGGGUCCUUCUGCGAACGGCGAUGCGAUGGAUUGGGAGCGAGCGGGUGCAUCGAGGCAGGGUAGUUCGGCUGGACCUCGUUCGGCUCAUGGUCCGCCGCCUCCUCCGCCGAGGAUGCACCCUCAUGCGCACCCUCACUCUCCGCCUGUUCAUCCCGCCGCCGCUGCAGGCCACCACGCCCACCACCUCCCUCCUCCUCCUCCUCCGCCUCACCACCCGCACCCGCACCCGCACGCCCACCCUCAUCCCUUCGACCGCCACCCUCCUCCUCCUCCAGCUUCGCGCGGCCCGUUCUAUGACAACCCCCCUCCAGGUCCUUACGGCGGCUACCCACCCGCUGCUUCGUCUUCGGGCGAGUACGCAAGGAGAAGGAGCUCGGGCAGCUCGCAUCCUGGUCAGCCCGCUGCGGGCGAGGUCAAGCCUGAACCGGUCGCGGCUGCUCCGGUGCCUGUGAAGGGCCGCGGAGGACGGAAGAAGGCGAGUACGGAGGAUGGGGAGGGCGGGGCGGGGGCGACGCCUGCGAAGAAGGGUGGGAGGAAGGGGAAGGCUGCUGCGGCGGCGUCGGCUGGGGCGGAUGGAGAGCCCGGCUCGACGACGCCGAAGAAGAAGCGCGAGACGAAGGCUCAGAAGGAGAAGGCUGCUCAAGCGCAGGCGCAGGCUCAGGCUCAGGCUCAGGCGCAGGAGAAGGACGCGGCGGCGAAAGCGGCGGCUGUCUUGAAUGGCGUUGCGAACGCUGCGCGACAACCGCCUCAAGCGCAGUCGCAGUCUCAGCCUCAGCGGAACGUCGACGAGGAUUACGACGAAGGCGUCGAUGCGCUCAUGAGUCUUUCUACGCCGGCGCCGCACGCAAAGGCUUCGCCUGCCGCGCCGAGUCCGAUCCCUGCUCCCGCCUCUGUCCCACCUCCUCAUCCUUCCGUCUCGGCUUCUUCGACGCCCAUACCGCCGACUAUCCCUCCUCCGCCUCCGUCGAACCCGCGCAAACGGUCACUCCAGCCUGAUGCGACCGAGUCGGUUCCUACUGAGACACCUACUUCUGCGUCUGCGUCAACCGAGGCGGCGGAGGCGAAAGACGAGGCGGGCGAACCGGACGCGAAGAGGCAGAAGAACGAUGUUGGCGAAGAGAAGAGCGCCGAGGAGGGCGCAGUCGAGCCGAAGACGAAUGGAGCGGCGAGCGAGGCGGCGAAGGAGCCUGCGCCGACGGAGAAGGGUGACGCUGCGGCCGAGUCGAAGGAAGAGGAGGAGGGAGAGGUGGCUUCUUCCACCGCCGCUUGA